AUGAGGUUAUGUUACAAAUUCCAACCUGGUGCACCAACCGGGCCUCCAGUGGUCCGCUGUCAGCUCCGAAAGCACAAGCCCAACAGAAAGCCCAGGACGCCCUUUACCACGCAGCAACUCCUCGCCUUAGAGAAGAAGUUCAGGGACAAACAAUAUUUGAGCAUAGCGGAGAGAGCCGAGUUCUCUUCAUCACUCCGAUUGACUGAGACUCAGGUAAAAAUAUGGUUUCAAAAUCGGCGAGCGAAAGCGAAAAGACUGCAAGAGGCUGAAAUUGAAAAACUUCGGCUUUCCGCGAGACCGUUGCUGCCACCUUCCUUUGCGUUAUUCGGUGGUGGGGGUGCUCCCCCCUUAUUUGCAGCCAUGGCCGCAGCCACCAGACCCCAACUGAGCUUCCUCGGCGGGCCCCCUUCCCAUCAGCAUGCCAUAAAUAUGAAUAUCCUGAAUUCCCUACAACCACAUUGA
Molecule: messenger RNA, 462 nt
Organism: Leptosia nina
Lineage: Eukaryota; Metazoa; Arthropoda; Insecta; Lepidoptera; Pieridae
Source: the annotation of a GenBank genome assembly